Messenger RNA from Pseudopipra pipra, 2180 nucleotides. RefSeq names its product maestro heat-like repeat-containing protein family member 6. Lineage: Eukaryota; Metazoa; Chordata; Aves; Passeriformes; Pipridae. The transcript is spliced from 11 exons. Bases 262 to 2085 code for a protein of 607 amino acids. The record is from RefSeq and is a predicted model, not a curated record. Gene Ontology annotation, cellular component: cytoplasm.
UCUUGGCCAUGAGACUUCAUCCCUUGAGGCCAUUUUUUGAGACUUUGCCACCAGGGGCUUUUCCAAACCAUCACCAGCCCCUGUGGCAGUGGCCCUUGAGGCCAUUUUGUGAGACUUUGCCACCAGGGGCUUUUCCAAGCCAUCCCCAGUCCCUGUGGCAGGAGCCCCGCAGGCCAUUGUGUCACACUUGGCUGCCAGGGGGUUUUCUGAGGUUUCUGCCCCGCAGGUGCCCUCAAGACCAGACUGUGCCAUGGCGGGGGGAUGCUUCGGUCUGCUGGGCCCCCAGAGCCUUUGAGGCCAGCAGAGUGUGGUGGGAAGGGAAGCCCUUCCUGCGGCAAGCUGGGCAAGCUGCUGGGUCUGGCAGCUCUCCAAGUGUCUCCCACUCCCCUCCAGGUGCCGGCCAUUGUCAGAUCCAUCCACCAGUGGCUCACGUGCCAGGAGUCUCCAGAGGUCAGGCCGCCCAUUGCCAUCCGCAGGCUGGCCCACGCACACCCUGGGCACGUGGUGACGACUCUCCUGCACUGUGCCCCAGCGUGUGACAGAGCUGCUGCAAUCCUGUGGAGGAUCAUCGCCUCCUCGGCCACCACAGCGCACAAGGUGCUGCCAACGCUGCUCGGGGUGAUGGAGGACUGGCCACUGCACAGCGUGUGCACCUCCAACGGGGACCACAUGGACGUCUUUGCCCUGGCUGCAACCCUGGCCCUGUGGCUGAUGGUCCAGGAGCCCCAGUGCCAAGAUGCACUGUUCGUUUAUGCCCCUCGUCUCCUCCUGGCUCUGCUCUGCCAAGUUUCUAUGAGCACUGAGCAGAUGCCACAGGAGGUCAGCACCUUCUGGAGGGGAUGCCAGGAGCAACAUGGCCUUCCCACCCACCCCAACAGCUUUGUGGUGCAGACCAUCCGGGCCCUGCUCUGCCGGCUGCAGUGGGACCAGGAGCUGGUGUCAGUGGAGCGCAAGCGUGGCUGGGACGCGCUCCUCUCUGCUGACACCCACCACUACGCGGUGGGGCUGCUGGCCAGGGAGAUGCACCACGUGUUGGUCCCCUCCUAUGGGCCGCUGGCAAGGCACCUGCUGGGGCUGCUCAGCAGGGAGGGGCCCCGCUGGGAGCUGCCUGCCCUGGCCUUCCUUGUCGAGGUCCUCAACUAUUUGGACGUGAGCGCAGGUGAUGACAGUGUCCUGCAGAUCCUGGCAAGGCACCUGCAGAGCCAGUGCCCAGAGAGGCGGCGCCUGGCUCUGCGAGGGCUCCUGGUUCUCAGCGGGGAUCCCUCCAUGGCCAAAAGCAUCUGCAGCCUGUCUGAGCACCUCCUGGAGCUGCUGCGUGAUGGAGAUGGAGAGCUGGUUGCCAUGACCCUCUCCACGUUCCUGAAUGUGCUCCAGGAUGAGGAAGACAGGGAAGGACUCAGCUCCACUUCCCCAAGGCUGGCUGAGGCGCUCCGGCCAGUCUUUGACAACGACAACAGCCACGUGCAGCUGCUCUCCAUUCGCCUCUUCCGAGAGGUGAUGGAGGUGCUGGCGGAAGAGGGAACAGAGCCCUGGGAGAUGCAGGUGCGCCAGAGCCUGGUCCCACUGUUCUUCCGCUGGCACGACGAGAACCAGCACGUGGCAGAGGCCGCUCGGGAAGCGCUGCUCUGGGCUACAAGCUUCCUCAAGAGGAAGGACCUGGAGCAGCUGCUGAAGACAGAGCAGCCCUUCAGGUUCUGUGACUGCCUGAUGGAAAAGGACAGGAGCCAAAGGGGCGAGCACCUGCAGCAGGCCCUGCCCUACCUGCAGAGCCCACAGGAGCCCCUGCGAGAGGCGGCCGUCAGGUUCAUGGGUGAGCCCCAAGGCCGCGGUCCCUCCCCGCCCCGCUGCAGCUCGGCCCCAGCCCCGGCUGCUGCAGCGGCAGCAGGAUGGGCCCAGGGAUGUGCUGGGGAGCCCCGAGUGCCCUGGCGGCUGCUGCCGCCCUCUGCCAGCCCAGCCCCGGGGCCUCCCCAUGCGGAGCCCCUGGGCCCUGACAGCCUCUGUGUUCCCAGGGCUCGCCGGCUGGCACAUGAGGGAGUGGCAGCAAGACCUGUGGCCCAUCCUCAAGGGCCUUACAGCCAUGAGUGACGACGACUGCCCCUCCCUCUCCAACAUCAGAACUCAACUCGUGGACACUUACAGCCGUGCCAGGAGACGACCAAUGUCCCUGCAACAGCCCCGCA